AUGGACCAACUAACAGCAGCACUGAAGACAAUAAACAACGCAACAAUAAGCGGAAAAACAGAAGUACUUGUUAGAUCUCCAAACAAAAUCGUAAGAAGCUUUAUGGAGUACAUGCAGAAGAAGGGAUACAUCGGAAGCAUUGAGUAUGUAGAUGACCACAGAAAAGGAAAAGCCAUUAUCACACUCAACGGAAGACUCAACAAGUGUGGGUCAAUUUGUCCACGAUUCGACGUGCCUUUCCUCGACCUAGAAAGAUGGAGAAAGCUGUUGCCUGCCAGACAGUUUGGGCACGUUGUUAUCACAACAUCAAAGGGAAUAUUAGAUCACAAUGAGUGUGUUGAGCAGCACACUGGUGGAAAAAUACUUGGGUUCUUCUACUAA
Nematocida minor is the source of this 381-nucleotide messenger RNA. RefSeq names its product small subunit ribosomal protein S15Ae. The transcript has a single exon. Gene Ontology annotation, cellular component: ribosome; cytosolic small ribosomal subunit. Gene Ontology annotation, biological process: translation. The record is from RefSeq and is a predicted model, not a curated record. Lineage: Eukaryota; Fungi; Microsporidia. Gene Ontology annotation, molecular function: structural constituent of ribosome. The coding region runs from base 1 to 381 and encodes 126 amino acids.